Messenger RNA from Pyrgilauda ruficollis (rufous-necked snowfinch), 5076 nucleotides. RefSeq names its product GrpE like 2, mitochondrial (gene GRPEL2). Gene Ontology annotation, cellular component: PAM complex, Tim23 associated import motor. The coding region runs from base 933 to 1640 and encodes 235 amino acids. Lineage: Eukaryota; Metazoa; Chordata; Aves; Passeriformes; Passeridae. Gene Ontology annotation, biological process: protein import into mitochondrial matrix; protein folding. Gene Ontology annotation, molecular function: protein homodimerization activity; protein-folding chaperone binding; adenyl-nucleotide exchange factor activity. The transcript has 5 exons. The record is from RefSeq and is a predicted model, not a curated record.
UAUUCACCGCGGGUAAGGAACAAUCACAGUCUCUUCCAGUCCUUUCCUGAACUAGAGGUGAAACCUGUCCUAUUACCACCUUUAACCCGCCCAGCCAGCGGUGGGAGCUGUGUGGCUCGGGGUGAGCAGAGCUGUGUCCGGGUCUGAGCCCUGUGGGGACAGAGCCGUGUGCCCAUGGCCGAGCCCAGGGACGGGAGCUGUGUACCCGGUGUCCAGGGCCGAACUCGGCCGGGAGCAGGAGAUUGGGCCGGGGCCGGGUCCGAGUCCCGGGGGAUGGAGCGGUGACCGGGGCUGAGCUCCGGGGAACCGGUUCUGCGUGCCCAGGUCUGAUCCCUGGCACACCGGAGCUCUGUCCGGGUCCCAGUCCCGGAGCCCGCUGCCAGAUCCGAGUCUCGGGGGACAGCAGCCGUGUCCGGAGCCAAAUCCCGGGUCCCGGCCCCUUGUGCCCGGAGCCGAGUCCUGGGUUCCCAGAGCCAAAUCCCGGGUCCCGGCCUCUUGUGCCCGGAGCCGAGUGCCGGGGUACCAGAGCCAAAUCCCGGGUCCCGGCCCCUUGUGCCCGGAGCCGAGUGCCGGGGUACCAGAGCCGAGUGUGCGGCGGCAGGCGGAGCACCCUCCGCCCGCCCUCCACUGCCCAUCCCCGCCUUGCCCUCACGCCCCCGGCCCCUCACGCCGGCCCGCCCGCCGCUCGCAGGGCCGUGUGGGAGCUGUAGUUCCGCGGUGACGCGGCCGCAUCGCCGCCGCCUGCUCCGCCGCUCCGUGCGGGGCCAUGGCCGCCCGCUCCCUGCGCCGCCUCGGGGCCCUGCUGCCCGCGGCCGGCAAGGCCGGCACAGGCAGGGUUAUUUUUCAGCUGGUUUAACUCCUUGAGAUUGAAUUCUGCUCAGCUCCGGUACUGGAAUAAAAGGGGCAAAACAGCUGAACAGCAGUGAGGCUUCAUGAUAGACCCCAGAACAAAUUCUGUGCACUUGUGUGACAUUGAACCUGAGCAAUGCAGCCUUGCUAAAGAGGAAGAAUGCUUCAUGGUGCAGGCCUGUUUGUAUUUCAGAGGGUGCCCCUGUGCUUUCAGCACUGCAGCUCAGCAGAGAAGUACAGGAGACGAGUGUGGCCCAGAGGACCCCAGUGAGGAGCCCAAGCACCCCCUCUCUGACUGUGCCUUGGAGCACAAAGCCAUCAAAUUGGAAGAGCAAGUCCGGGAUUUAACUGAGCGAUACCGGAGAGCUUUGGCAGAUUCCGAGAACGUCCGGAGGAGAACGCAGAAGUUUGUGGAAGAUGCCAAACUCUUUGGCAUCCAGAGUUUCUGCAGGGACCUGGUGGAGGUGGCAGACAUCCUGGAGAAGACAGCCGAGAGCGCCGCGGGCCACGCGGAGGAGCCCAGCGAUCCCAACCCCACCCUGAAGAAGAUCUACGAGGGCCUCUCCCUCAUCGAGGCCAAGCUUCAGAGCGUCUUUGCCAAGCACGGCCUGCAGAAGAUGAACCCCGUGGGUGGCAGGUACGACCCCUACGACCACGAGAUCAUCUGCCACGUGCCGGCCGAGGGCAUGCAGCCGGGCACGGUGGCGCUGGUCACGCAGGACGGCUACAAACUGCACGGCCGCACCAUCAGGCACGCGCUGGUCGGCGUGGCCGUGGAGGCACAGGAGUGACGUGGCUUCAGCUGCUCCACCUGGGACCUCGCUGGGCUGGGGACAGUCACAGCUGCGUGUGUUUGCUUAUUUAUUGAGCUGGGGUUGUGUCGUGGGAUGGCUUCGGGGGCGUCGCCGUUCGUUCUGAGGUACUCGUGUGUUUAAUGAUCCUCCUUGGAGCCUUGCAGUCCUGCUGUUUGUCAGAAGUUUGGGGCACUGUAGCCUCCUUGUCUGCUUAUUUCUCCGUGGUUUGUAUGGGGAAGAGGGGAGAUGUGGAGAGAAAGGGAAAUGCUCUUCUUGUCUCCCUGUUCCAUCUCUGAGGGAGACUCCUGCAGUGGCCUCCAGGAAAGGAACUUCUCUGCCUCACUUUCCACAGCUGUACUAAUGGACUGUAAUAAUACUGACCUACCUCACAGGGAUGUGGUGAGGCUUUUCAUGUGCAAAGCACUGGGAAAAGUCCAGAGGGAUGAGUAUUAUUAUCACCUGGUUUUGAUGUCUUCCCUUGUCCCCACACCCCUCGGAUGGGGUGAAGAUGAUCACUUGAAAUAACAUUUAGGGGCAGCUUUUUCUUACUUGCUUCAGGAAAACAAUUUGGAAUUCAUGGAAUCUCUGUUGUACUAGAGUUGAAUAGAGAUGAGGGUUUAAAAAGAAUUCAGUUGUUAGGUCAGACUAAUGGUAAUAUUCCUUGUCCACAUAAAAUUCCAGCUUGACUCUUUGUUCCCAAAGGUAAAACAGGGAGCAGUGAUUUGUGGUGGAGCCAGAAAACUGUCCUCACAUCUCUUAAUCUCCAACCCAAAUGUAUGUUUUAGAGGAGAGUAAUUUCUCUUCCCUGGUGGGUAUUUGUGCAGCUUUCAAGCAUGAUAAACUAUGUGCUCUUUGUUGCAGCUGCUGGCAAAAUGGAGCUGUGCCCUUAAGCAGGAAAUCUGGACUGUUCUGUUUUCUCAGGUCUCUGGUAAAGAUCCUCAGAUUACACCAACUUCCAGUCCACAUUCUGAUUCUACUUUCAAUGAUCCUAGUAAAUAUGAAACCUUUUGGGUUUUGAUGCAAGGAGAAAAAAUCUUUGCUUCAAAGUCUCAAGUGCCCUUGAACCAAUUUUAGCAGCAGUGACAAGAAAGCAAGAGAAGCAGAAGGCUGAGGAAGUGAAAGCUGACCUCGAGCUGUCCUCCUGGUUGGAGGCAUGUUGUUGUCACAGCACAUAUGUAUUUCCCACUGGCCUUAUUGCCUGGGAGUUCAUUUAUCUCAGCUGAAAGGAUGCAGUCACUGAGGAGGAUCAGAAUUUAACCCUUUGCAGAGCAGCAAGCAGCCAAAUGACAGAAGAACAGUUAAGCCAGAAAACCAGGAAUAGUUGGUUUUCAGCUUGUUUCUUACUGAUUUGUUCAUUCCUUCUUUUUUUACUUUCUGGAAUUGGUUCCAUAAUCUGCCAAAUGCACUUCCAAAAGUGCUUUACUUAGAGUGGAUGCCAUCCCUGGUUUGGAAAAAAAUUUAUUCUUCUCCCAUUCAUUUGGAGGCUUCAGCUGAAAAACCCUUUUGUAGUGGACUUCAGGAUUGUCACAGCCUUUAAUACUGCCAGUCUUUCACCUGGGGAGACUGUGUGCAGUUAGUGGGUUGGCAUCCAAGAAAUUUAAGGAAUCUGCACAUUUCUAACCUGCUCCAUGCAACCUUUUUUAGUGGCAGCUGUGGUGUGAGUCUGUAAUGGAUCCUUUUUGGAGUGUGGGUUUCUGCCUCUGUGCAGUAGGUUCUGAGGGAGGUACUGGAGAUUUCAGCCCUGAAACAGCACUUCUGGCAGCUGUAGCUCAUGGGCAAACCUCUUGUACAGUGUCUUGUAUUAUUACCUUGUUUUUGGAAGUUUCACAGAUAAACAGGACUUCCUAUCCAUUGUGCUGAGCAGGUCACCAGGGUACGCUGUUUCUCCAGAGAAGAAUGGUAAAACAUGAAAUGUGACACUACAAAUCUGGCUGUUCUUCCUCAAAAGUAAGGAGCCCAUGUCCUCAGCUGGAAGGAACAGUGGGGGAAAGCUGGAAACCAACUUUGAAAGUGAAACUUUAGUUGUAAGGAGCCAAACAGAAGCACAGGCAUUUUACACUACAGACAGUUUUCUGUCACAGAGAGGCUGCAGCUGGGUGUGACCAGGAAGGAUGGGAUCCAAAUCCUCUUUAAACUCACCCAUGGAGCCACUGGACUGUAAAAAAAGUGUUACAGCCACUCAGUCCAACUUGGGUUUGCCAACUCUGCCUGUCUCCUCAGCCAGUGUUCACCCACUUCUGCCUUAAGGAAAUUCCCUAAAAUGCACUCCAGACCUUCUGUCUGUACUGAGAGAGGAUUUAUCAGCGUGUGUGUCUGGGCUCUGCUCUCACUGAGGCACUGCAGGGUGGCUGCAGCAGGACUCUGAGGGAUCCAGCUCCUCUGCAGGCUUUCCCACCCUCACAGAGGCCCUCUUUAAUUUGGGGCAAGUUCUUCUCCCAGUGAAACCUGCAAAACUUCUACAGGAUCCUGUCAGGUUUUAUGAUUCCUGUGAAAUGGAGGCAAUGCUGAGAGACUUUCACAGAUGUUACCAAAGAGAUAAAUCCUGUAGCUGUUGUUUGUCCCAGUUUCUGCUUCCUUUGAAAGGUGAAGUGAAAAUGAAAUAACCAAACCUGGAUUCCAUCACAGAAUCCAGAUUUCCCAGGUAAAAUUUGAUUCUCUUGCCUUUCAAGCACACUUAAUGUUUUUUUUUUUUGUCCUGGAUGAGAUUGUGGAAGGGUGGGGUGAAUUUCUCCUUGGUUUUUGCUGCUUUUUCUGCCCUGUUUCUGUAACUCCUGCAGGGAGGGCCCUGUCCCACGAGCUGCUCCUCUGCAGUCACUUUACCCAGUGACUGUUCAAUAAAACACAGGAAUACAUGAACAGGGCAGGAAUAGCAGAGGAGAGGAAGUGUCAUGUACCUUUUGGUCAUUUCCACACCUGGACAAGUCUCCAGUGGCACUGUCAUGAGCAUGGCAAGAUCUGAACUCUGAGCAGGAGCAGUGCAGAAUGAAAUGGAUGUUGCUUUGUGAACCUGAACUUCCCAGUGCUUCAAGCAGCAGAGCUUCUGUUGGAAGAGCUGUGAUCACUCAAUAGCUCCUAGCAGUACCUUAAUUAAAAAAAAAAAAAGAGUAUUUAAGGUUUAUAUUGUGAAUAUUGUAGUAUUUUUUUAUUUUAAAAUGCAAGGUGUUUUGGUAUUAUUUGUAAAGUCAAAUGAACAAAGCGUUGCUAAUGUCCAAAAAUCCAAGGCCAUUGAGGUGGGGGCAAAAUGUGUAUAUAUUGUAAUUUUUGUGUGUUUCUGUGCUCUUUGUUUACCCAAAGGUUCUGGCUGUAUGAAAGACAGAGAUGUGUGAGAGCAGUGCAAGAAAUUGACAACAACAUUUGCGUUGCUGUUGGAAAGGUCUGAUUUCCUUUAGCUGUCCAGAUUCUGUCCAUUUGCUAAUAAAACAGAAGAAUUGCA